AUGUCUGGGCCAUCGCGCACACCGCGAGAGCCCUCCUCCAGGGCACUCACAGCCCUCAUCCAGUCCACCAAUCCCGCGACGCGACCCUCGCGUUCAGAUGAUCCGCGCACCGCAAAGGACAAGGAGGAGAUGACAGAGGAUCUCAUAGACCUCGCCAAACAGACGCUAUCACAGAGACUCAAUGACUCGCCUCACCAGCCCGCCGAGCUGCCUGCCAUUCUGUCCCUCCUCUCACAGCUCUCCUUCACCGGCCCAGCCCCAGCUUCAUCAUCCUCUCAUACUAGCGACGCUCGCCGUUCGCCAGCGCCAAGCAGCGUAUCUAGCAACCGCCCCGGGACGGAGCCAGUAGCUCAGCCAGCUCCAGAGCAGCGGACAUCAGUCGUCCUUCAGCGUUGGAGAGCAGCCUGCGAAACGACCAUCGUCCCUGAGCAGGAGCUUCUACGAGACGUCAUCUUCAUUUUGCAAGGCAUCAACGGGAAGUUUGUGAGAUUCGAAGAGGUCAAGCCGACGGUGGUGCAUGACCCGGGAGUCAUUCAGAGCAACCCUGGGCCAGCCGGUGAUCCGCUUGUAAAAGUCAAGAUUGUAGAAGAACAGUCGACAGGUCGCAUACCUCUCCCUACCCGCCACCUGAUUCACAGAUUGGCCGAAGCUGGCAAGCACUACCAGCGCAUUACAUCAUUCAUUCGAGCGCAGACGCUGAUUGAGGGAUCAGGCCGCAUCAUGCAAUCCUUGUGCCACUUCAUCGAUCGGGAGCUGUCUGAAUACUACGCCCUCAUCUGCGGCCUUGAAGCUCAGCUCAACGAAGGUCCAGCGGAUGAUAGUGCAGGCAAGGGUCUGACGCUCAAGAAGGUCGCUGUUGAGACAGAAGAGGCUCUGCUCAGGAUGAGAUUGAUGUCCGCUCUGGUGGAAGGGGCUCAACAUGCCCAUGGCGGUUCGCUGGUCAGCUUGAUCCACAAUUAUACCUUCAAUGGUGACCCCUUCAUUCGGAACUUCACAGAGAGGCUGCUCGAAGAAGUUUCUCGCUCAUUCUUCAUCUCACUUUCACGCUGGAUUUACGAAGGCGAGCUGCAAGACCCAUUCAAGGAGUUCUUUGUCGAGCUCAACCCCGAGCAACGGCAGAACAACAAUGCGAACCUGCUGUACUCGAAUGGUGAUGAUGCUGAAGAGGUUGAUGCCGCCGCUCUUUGGGAGGCCAAAUUCCUCUUCAGGGCCGAGCUGGUACCGACCUUCCUUGCCGAGAGCUUUGCUCGAAAGAUCUUCUCGGCUGGAAAGAGUCUCAACUUCAUCCGCUACAGCUGCGGAGAUUCUGACUGGAAAGAUACGAGGCAGCUCAUCGAGGCGCAGACGAAGCCGACCCUACGUUAUGCCGACCUGGUGGGGUUGGAGAGGACCAUCGAUACAGUUCAUGCUACAGUCUCGAAGCGUCUGCUGGACAUCUUCCUGGACAAGUUCAAGUUGCAAGAGCACCUCCGUGCGAUCAAUGACUACCUCCUCUUGACCAAGGGGGACUUCGCGGACCUGCUCCUGGAAGCUCUCAGCCCGAUCCUGUACAAGCAGGCAUCUCUGCUCUAUCGUCACUCCCUGACAGCAGCGCUUGAGACUGCCAUUCGAGGAUCAAACGCCCAGUAUGACGAUGCAGAUAUCCUGCGUCGCCUCGAUGCUCGAGUGCUGGAAUUCUCAGGGACUGAGACGGGCUGGGAGACCUUCAUGCUCGAGUACAGGGUGGAUUCGCCUGUCAACACAGUGCUAGACGCAACGGCCAUGUCCGAGUACCAGCAGAUCUUUGCGCACCUCUGGAAGAUGAAGAGGGUAGAGCUGUGCCUGAAUGCCAGCUUUGCAAAGAUGAUCAGCGCCACCAAUAGUCUUCUGAGGAUCAGGAAGAAGGACAGGGACGACGAGGUCAAUGCUCUGCACGGAGAGGCUCAUCGUGGGUUGGGCUUGCUAGCCGAGAUGAUCCACUUUAUGCGGCAGCUACAGGGCUACAACCAGCUCGAAGUCAUCGAGUACUCCUGGCAGGACCUACAGUCCUUCUUUGAGAAGCGUUCGGGAGACCUAGACGUGCUGAUCGCAGCGCACAGAGGCUACCUGAGCAGUCUACACGGCAAGAUUCUUCUGCGCGGGGGGAAGAGGGGAGCAGUUGACUAUCUAGCUUCGGAGCUCAGGGCGAACUUCAAUACGAUCAUUGCCUUUACGCAGGCUUCGGACGAGCUCGCCACAUUCAUCAGCGAUGAGCUGGCACGAAGACACCUGGGCGAUAUGGAGACGGAGGACACGAGGCUAAAGGGAAUCUUGCGAAAGUGUGAGGAUUUGAAGAAUAGCUUUAGAGAUAGGACAGACAAUGUUAUUUCUCGACUAGAAAGGCAUGGCAAUUUGGUGAUCCGCGAUCUGAGCAUUCGCCUGGACUACAAUGGCUACUAUAGUCGUACCCGGCCAGACAAGACUCGAGAUCCAUCUUCGAUGAAGUGA
Molecule: messenger RNA, 2466 nt
Organism: Microstroma glucosiphilum
Lineage: Eukaryota; Fungi; Basidiomycota; Exobasidiomycetes; Microstromatales; Microstromataceae
Exons: 8
Coding region: 1-2466 (821 amino acids)
Biological process (GO): microtubule nucleation; spindle assembly; cytoplasmic microtubule organization
Cellular component (GO): spindle pole; gamma-tubulin small complex; centrosome
Molecular function (GO): gamma-tubulin binding; microtubule minus-end binding
Source: RefSeq, a predicted model, not a curated record